Messenger RNA from Miscanthus lutarioriparius, 1215 nucleotides. Lineage: Eukaryota; Viridiplantae; Streptophyta; Magnoliopsida; Poales; Poaceae. The record is from the annotation of a GenBank genome assembly.
AUGGGCCCGCUCGACGCCGCGCCCUCCAGCGCCGUCUGCCGCGCCUGGCGCGUCCUCGCCUCCGACAACGGCCUCUGGGCCUUCUUCCUCCGCCUCGGCCCCGAGCCCUGGGACCUCGUUGUCUUCGCCGAGACGCACCUCGCCGCCGGCCCCUCCUCUCACCCGUGGUGCGCUGUACUACGAGUCUACGACAGCUCGCCGCAGCUCUCGUUUAAGCAGAUUUACGGUCUCCGAGCGGUGGUCCCGGGUACUCUCAUAGUGGAUGGUGGAUCUGGGUAUUGCAAGUAUGGCUGGAGCAAGUACGCUGCUCCUUCUGGGCGUUGUGCUACAUUCUUGGAAUUUGGUAACAUUGAAGCACCUAUGUAUGCAAGGCUUCGUCACUUCUUCUCUACAAUCUAUAUGAGGAUGCAAAUAAAGCCUUCGACUCAGCCAGUUAUUGUUGUCCUUCCACUGUGUCACUCUGAUGAUACCGAGUCUGCUAGGGCCUCAAGAAAGCAAUACAAGGAGACGUUGUACUCUGUCUUGUUUGACAUGAAUGUUCCUACUGUUUGUGCUGUCGAUCAAGCAGUUCUAUCUUUGUUGCUUCUAAACGGACCUCUGGUAUUGUUGUGCACAUUGGAUUCAAUACAACUUCUGUUGUUCCCAGAGGUGCCGACCACGGCCUACUUGCCUCUGCUCAGCAGCCGGUGCAGCGACCGCAGCCUGGCUGAGACCGGGGACCACAUCCCGUCGAUGGCCCCGGGCAUCCGGCUCGCCGGCAGCGGGGAGUUCAUGGGCGGCGUGCUCAGGGCCAUGGGCUGCAUCGAGAUGUCGAUUACCAGAUUCUCCUUCCUGCGCCCGGAGGCCGAGGAGCUCGCGGCGGCGGCGCUAGUGCUGGCGACGGGUGGCGGGGGUGUGGCCAGGCCGGCGUUGGUGGGGAACACGGGGAACUCCAGCGACGUGCGGCAGGGCGUCGAGAAACUUUGCUACGUAGCCGCUGAUUAUGAAGCUGAAUUACGUAAAGAUACACAAGCGUCCUGCGAGGUUGAUGGUGAAGGGUGGUUCACUCUGUCAGAAGAGAGAUUCAAGACUCCAGAAAUUCUAUUUCAGCCCCAUAUGGGAGGAAUGCGUGCUAUGGGCUUGCAUAAAGCAGUAGCUCUAUGUAUGGAUCACUGCUAUACUUCAGGAACGGUUGGUGAUGACAGCUGGUACAAGACGGUCAUUUUAGCUGGUUGA